Chenopodium quinoa (quinoa) is the source of this 1095-nucleotide messenger RNA. RefSeq lists its product as uncharacterized. NCBI's taxonomy places the organism in Eukaryota, Viridiplantae, Streptophyta, Magnoliopsida, Caryophyllales, Amaranthaceae. The record is from RefSeq and is a predicted model, not a curated record. The transcript is spliced from 3 exons. Bases 1 to 1095 code for a protein of 364 amino acids.
AUGUAUUCUAGACCAUCAUCAAGCUCAAGUUCAAGCUCAUCUUCUUCAAAUACUGAAGAAUAUGACCAACUUGUUGAUGAACUCUUCACAUACCAACCCCCAUCUGUCCUCAUGCCCCAAACACAAUCCCAACACUCUUCAAAAAAACCUAGAGGGGGUACGAAUAGAAGAGAUAGGGAAAUUGGACAUGCCAGGUUGUUUAAUGAUUACUUUUCCGAUAAUCCUGUGUACAACACCACCCAAUUUAGAAAAAGAUUUCCGGUGAUAGGAAUGUUAGGCUACGGCAUGGCUGCGGACGCCAUGGAUGAAUACGUUCGGAUCAGUGAGUCAACCGCUCGAGUUGCUCUUCAACGUUUUUGUACCGGUGUCAUUGAGCAGUUCGGAACCGAGUACAUGCGAAACCCUACAACUGAUGAAUUGGCCAGAAUACUGCAUCAAAAUGAACUGCGCGGUUUUCCAGGCAUGAUAGGCAGCAUUGAUUGCAUGCAUUGGGAAUGGAAGAACUGUCCAACGGCAUGGAAAGCGCAGUACGCCGUGUUCGAUGAGGUUCUGCAUGGUCGAGCUCCUCCGGUAAAUUUUACCGUUAACGGCCAUGAAUACAACAUGGCAUAUUACUUAGCCGACGACAUUUAUCCGAAGUGGGCAACUUUUGUUCAGGGUAUCACAACCCCUCAACUUCAAAAAGAUAAAUUGUUUGCUGACCACCAGGAUGCUGCUCGAAAGGACGUUGAAAGAGCAUUCGGUGUUUUGCAAGCUCGAUUUGCAAUAAUACGAAAACCGUCACUGGCGUACGAUGAGGACAUACUGCGAGACAUAAUGAAAGCAUGUAUCAUUAUGCACAAUAUGAUUGUUGAAGAUGAGCGCCACAACUACACUCGAGCCGAAGUUCUAAGAGCCUUAUACGAAGAAGAUCAACAAGAAUCAACACCAGCAUCAACAUCUACAACGCCACCGUUUGAAUUCAACGUAGGCCGACCUACCAACUUUGACUUCAACGCAUUUCUACAGCGAAAAGCUUCCCACAGAGAAAUUCAUCUAUCUCUGAAACGUGAUUUAGUCGAACAUAUUUGGCAACGAUACGGGCCACGUAAUUAG